Cygnus olor (mute swan) is the source of this 4975-nucleotide messenger RNA. It is a transcript of the gene ZNF518B, whose product is annotated as zinc finger protein 518B. Gene Ontology annotation, cellular component: nucleus. Gene Ontology annotation, biological process: regulation of transcription by RNA polymerase II. Bases 1719 to 4973 code for a protein of 1084 amino acids. The transcript has 3 exons. The record is from RefSeq and is a predicted model, not a curated record. NCBI's taxonomy places the organism in Eukaryota, Metazoa, Chordata, Aves, Anseriformes, Anatidae. Gene Ontology annotation, molecular function: DNA-binding transcription factor activity, RNA polymerase II-specific; RNA polymerase II transcription regulatory region sequence-specific DNA binding.
UAUCUCAGUGGGGGUGAAAGUACUUUUGCUGUAGCAAAAGUAUGGAAAACUGUAUUCUUAAGGGGAAAAAAAUGUAUUUAAUUCUGUUAUCACAGAGCAGCUAUCUCUAACACAGAACAGUUGACACAAGCCAGUUAAGUCGAGAUUGCCCGUGGUGGCUUUCAUGGCAUCCACACAGAUGAUACAUAACUUUAACUGAUUAGAUGACAAUGUUAGCUAUCUCAACGCAUAAAUUUGUCAAGGCAAAGGCCGAUCCACUCCCAUAACCUGUCUGCAACACAGAGUACAGUGAAUGCCUAUGGUGGAGUAAGAACACAAAAUACCACCUAUAUCACUCAGGCAUACCUAGACAAGGGCAAGACUAGGUCAAGCCCACUCUUUCCAAUGGUACUAGUAAAGACUCAUCAGAAGAUACAACCUACUAGUGGUUACUUUUAUCGCACAGAUCCCAUGUAACAGAACAAGCAGGAAAAUGGCAUACAACUGUUAAGUCUUGUACAGAAAAAGCUCCGUUUUAAAGACACUAUUUGCAAAGACUCUGGAUUCUAUGUUAAAUGUGGUUUCCUCUUUAAGUAUAAUGGUUAAAUACUGUGGUCACAUUAAAAGGAUUUUUAGGAGGCAGCAUGCUAAAAGUUUAAACUUUUCUCCUUUCAAAUUAGACUAUGAACAAUGUAUUUAAACAGAAAUUUAGAUUUAAUAGGAAGCAACAGAAAACAAGCAACCACUACACCAUCGUGCUACUUAACUGAGCAAUCCCCGUGAAAUUUAAGUCUAUGUCCUGUAUUAAAUUAACCACUGUGAUGUCAGUGGGAAUGUGGUGAGAUAUUGCAACCAACAGACUUUUGUCCUGUCAGAACCCUUCCCUACAAAGGAAAACCAAAUGCAGUGUGGUAAGAGCUGUGACAGGGCCAGCAAACAGGGCGCUGCCCUGCCGAGCACGACACAAGGAUGCUUCGCUUCCCCCUGGUUUUCCCGUAUCCCUGCGAUCUCAGUCACGCAACACACGACAGACAUUGAGCAUACAGCAACCCCACGAUGAACCCUUCUCCAGUCAUCCUUCUGGUAAACACUGAACGCCUUUUAACAUCAACCCGGCCUCAUCCUUCUCCACCACCGCUCCUCUCGAGCCCCGCACGGGUGUUUGACAGCUCGGCGUGCGGGGCCGGGCUGCACUCCCCGCGCCUCCUCGAGGUGGCACCGCUGCGCCGGGCUCUUCUCCCAAGGGAUCCCCACGGGGCCGUACCCGGCCGGGCCUCACGGUGCGGGCUGAGGCUCGCAGCGCGCCUGCGCCACCGCCGGCGCGCGCGGGGCGCCUCAGUAGAGUUCUACACGGCGCCGCCGGCGGGAACGGCGGCGCGGCGCUGACCAAUGGGGCGGCGCGGCGCCUGGCCGCCGCUGAGGUCAGUUCCGCUGCCCGUCGCUGUGGUGAGCGGAGGGCCGGGCCGAAGCAGCACUAGGAGCAGCAGCACUAGAAGCGGCAGCGGCGGGGGGCGCGGGCUCGCUGUCGCUGGGUGCUGCAAGUUGAUUGAAUAAAAUUAAGGACAUGGAAUAUAAUAUGGAUGCAGUUCCUUGAGCACCACUUCUUCCGAAGAGCAUAUUUUGCAGAUUGGUGGCCCGAAUGAGUAAUUGAUAAGCAGCAUACACAAGAGUAAUAUCAAGAAAACAUUGUCUGUUACUGCUCUGUUUGACAAGACUACUACAGAGUUGCAUCUUCUCAAAUGCAAUUGAAGAAAAUGAGGGAAAUUUUACCAAGAUUGUACCCUGGCCAAGUUAAUGAUAAAAAUAAUUCCUUAACUACAUCCCCAAAGCAAUCUUCUGAAGAUAAAACAAAUCCAUCAAAAGGGGAUGAUGACCAGAACUGCCUGUACCAAGGGACUGAGGCUGAGAAUAAUAAGUUGUCACUGAUAAACUGUAUAAAAUGCAGAAAUGUUCAGAAAAUUUCAAUGCGAGAUAUGGAAAAGCAUAAGAAACUCGGGUGGACUGAAGACAAAAAUUUCAUAUGUAAGACAUGCAGUCAUAUUCCACCGCCUGCUUUCCAUUUUGUUCCUGAAGGUGCCAACGCUGUAGACUUUGAAAAGCAUGAAAAAAUAUCCUCAAGUAGAAAACAGAAAACAUUUAAAGUUAAAAACUUUCUGCCAGGUAAAUACUACUGUGAUAAGUGUAGAUUUUCAACACGGGAUCCUUUACAGUAUAAAAAGCAUAUAGGUCAACAUGAAGAAAUUAAAUUUAUUUGUUCUCAAUGUAAUUAUGUAUCUUACACUAAAGGUGAAUUCCAGAGACAUUUGGUGAAACACACUGGAACUUUUCCUUAUCAGUGUGAAUACUGUGAAUAUGGUGCCGUUAGACAUGACUAUAUAGUAAAACAUACAAGAAGAGUACAUGAAGCACCCACAAAACGGCCUUCAAAUACUACCAUAAACCACAAGCGAAAGAAGGCUUGCUUGCCAAGUAAAAGCACUUUAUUUGAAAAGCAGAAAUAUGAAGAAAUUCCUUUUCAAAGUGAACUUUCAAAUUCAUCUUCAAAUAUGAUUUGUGAGAUUCCAGAAAGAGUGACUAAAAUAGUCUGUUCAUCUCAUGAUACAGAAUGUAGCAUAAAUGCAACAUCACUACAGGACAAAACAAUAUUGGAGCCAUCUGAAAUAAACAUCUGUGAGAAUCAAAGUGUGGAAGUUGAGGUUUAUUCUCCAAAAUCUGAGCCUUUACAACCUGGAAUGCCUUUAACAGUAAUUGCACCAUCUGAACUUGUAGUUCCUUCUAACUGUUUAGCUCAGAUAGUAGAGAUUAAAAUAGUGAAUGGAGCUCAACAGCUGGUUCUUAAACUAAUUCCUAUGAAAGAAGCAGCUUACAAACCUGUGAACUGUGCUGAAGAGGAACUUGAGUAUCAAGGUAUAGAACGAUCUGUAGAAGGAAAAAAACCAUCUCCUGUGAUUCAAAAUGAGUUACUAACCAUGGAAGUGAAUGUAGACAAGUUAUCCAGUGUUAGUAACCAGCUUAAUUUGGAGAGUACACAUGACAAAAAUUCUGAAUGUCUUUGUUCUUCAGAUUCUCAAUGUUUAGACUACAAUUCUGUAUCUAUACAGAGAGAAGAUGCAUCAAAAUUACGCCUUCAUUUGGUAAAAGGUAUUGAUGUGCAUUCAGGUGUUGCAGAGCUUUAUUCUCAGUCUCUGGUGACUAACAGUACUGAAAAAAAAAGUGAUCUUAAAUCCUCAAAGUGGGAAGUAGAUGGAAAAAAUAACUUACAUUAUGAUUUGUACUGUUAUGAAAAAGGUGUGGAUAUAUCCCAUCCAAAACAUGCCACUGUUUCUGAAGAUAAAAGUUUCAAGAAUGUUUCAGUAAAGGCUACUCAGGAGGGCAAAACAUUCUAUUCUGCUGCAGUCCUUAAACAAAAAGAUACAUUGCCUCUAAAGAGGGAUGACAAAGAAUGUAAGAAUCUGGUAGUUAGCUCUGCAGAAACACAUCUAACUGGUAAGGGUUUUGAUAAAAAAUCUGUUACAUGUUCUGAAGCAGAAAAAAACUUUAAUUUCACUAAAACUCCACCUUGGGAGGACAUGACUUUUGGCUUUAGCAAAGUAAAGAAAGCUGAAACCAUAAGUCCAAAAAACAAUAUUCUUCUGGAAUCAUUAGAACUACAGAAAAUGGAAAAUAAGAGCAAUCCUUUUGAGGGACCUGUUAUUUCAUCUGUAUUUUCUCUUAGUUCUGGGGCCGAAAAUGUUCCAGAGGGCAUCAGAUGGGAUAAUACAACAUGCAAUAAGAAGUCAGCAACGUUGCUGUGUAGAAAGAUUGCUCAGCUCAUGUCUGCUGCUGAAUCUAACAUGAAAUCUAUGCCUUUGAGAUGUCAAGCUUCUAGUAAAAAGGUGCAUUUCCCUCAGGAAAAUUCAGCAAGCUGUGAGAGAGUCGUUCCUGCCACUGAAUUGGAACAAGCUAUGUCUUUCCCUCAAGUGCAUGGUGGAAAUAGUGUGAUUAGUAGUGAAGAACACAGUAACGAGCAGCUGCUUACAUUUGCAAGAACAUCUAAAAGCAGGGUAACUAAAAAUUCCAAUGUUGCUACUCCAGUGUUUAUCCCCAAAGGGACAGUGUUGAGAGUGCUUAAUGCUACUAGCAGUCAAAACUCUAAAGGAAUAGAGAAGAGGAGUGAAGUAUCAGCUCCUUCUGUGUAUUGCAAUGAAAUGCUUUUGCCUCGCCCAGUUCCUGUUAGUGUUUCUGAGAAAUUUAGCAGUAAUUUGCCACAUUUGCCUAAUCAGAUUGAACCAAAUGCUCAGUCUCAAAGUCUAUCGCUCAGGCAAAGACCAAGGCGAGAAGCAAGUAUUAAAAAUAGCAAACAAAAUGGUGUACCAUAUCAGAAAAGCAGUGAUGUGAGUAAGCAAAGCAAACCCUAUUCAAAAAGUCAACUAGGACCCAAAAAUAAGGUAAAACAAGCAAGCUUCAGGGAACUUCCUAAGAGGAAAACAAGAACUCAGUCAGAAACCAGUUCAAGUUCUGACAUGUCGUAUCUAUUGACAGCAAGACGUCUUCGGCUUGUCCCUCUGAGAAUGAAUCAGUUGAUCAGAUGCCCUCGUCGCAACCAGCCAGUUGUGGUACUAAACCAUCCUGACGUUGACACGCCAGAGAUAAUUAAUGUCAUGAAGACUAUCAACAAGUAUAAAGGUCACGUCCUGAAAGUAGUUCUAUCGGAAAGGACAAGUAGUUGUCUUGGUGUCAAACGUUAUCGAAAGCGUCUUACUCUUCAAAAUGCUGAGACAGGAAGCCAAGCAAAAAAGCAGAGUAUGCUAAAAAUGAAACUAAAAAAGACCCAUAAAAACAAUUACCAGGUGGUAGAAGCUUCACCAGCUGAAACACUUCAGUGUAUGUUUAAGUGUUGGUUUUGUGGAAGAGUAUAUUUGGACCAAGAAGAAUGGAUAAGUCAUGGACAAAGGCACUUGAUAGAGGCAACUAAGGGUUGGGAUGUUCUUUCUCUUCCAGUAAAAAAUCAUUAAGC